Messenger RNA from Scomber scombrus (Atlantic mackerel), 2377 nucleotides. It is a transcript of the gene asic1b, whose product is annotated as acid-sensing (proton-gated) ion channel 1b. The coding region runs from base 1 to 1683 and encodes 560 amino acids. Gene Ontology annotation, cellular component: membrane. The transcript has 10 exons. Lineage: Eukaryota; Metazoa; Chordata; Actinopteri; Scombriformes; Scombridae. Gene Ontology annotation, biological process: sodium ion transmembrane transport. The record is from RefSeq and is a predicted model, not a curated record.
AUGCCGGUCCGGAUCAUGUGCACUAUCUCCUUUUCUGCCGACGAUGAGCCCGGUAGGGGAUACGGUAAAGACGGUUUUGACGACCACUACAAAUGGGUAAAGAGAAGUAACGGAGAUGGGGACUCGCAGGAAUAUCUGGACAGGAGUAGUCAGAUGGAAGAUUACAAUGACGAGGAGGAGGAUGUUGGCCAGGUGGACGACCUGGCAACAUUCUUCAGUGGUUGUUCGCUUCAUGGCGCCAACCACAUGUUUGUGAAGGACAAGAAGUUCAGUUUCCGCCAAGGUCUUUGGGCGUUGGUGUUCACCAUGGCUCUGUCCGCUUUCUUGUUCCAGGUAUUUGACAGGGUUCUGUAUUAUCUUUCAUAUGAUUACAUCACCAUGCUCGAUGAGAGAGUGGCCAACAACAUGACCUUUCCGGCCGUCACCAUUUGUAAUUACAACUUUAUUCGGAAGUCUCAGAUCAGUUACGAAGACCUGAUUUUCAUGGGCCCUUUACUGGGCUUCGAGGAUGGCAUGGCUCCGGGGUUUCCACUCGCCCAGGAGCCUGACCGCCCGCCGGGCUAUCGCUUCAGCAUGGAUGAGUUCUACAACCGCACUCGGCACCGCAUUGAGGACAUUCUGCUUGAGUGUGACUUCAGAGGCUUAGAGUGCGGCCCUGAGAACUUCAGAGAGAUCUUCACACGCUAUGGAAAAUGCUACACCUUCAAUUCGGGCCAAGAUGGAAGACCCCUGAUGGUGACGAUGAAGGGUGGGAUGGGCAACGGCCUGGAGCUGAUGCUGGAUAUCCAGCAGGAUGAAUACUUGCCUGUAUGGGGAGAGACUGACGAGACAUCAUUUGAAGCAGGGAUCAAAGUUCAGAUCCACACCCAAGAUGAGCCGCCGUUCAUAGACCAGCUGGGCUUCGGAGUGGCGCCGGGGUUCCAGACCUUUGUCUCCUGUCAGGAACAACGGCUGACGUACUUACCUCCUCCAUGGGGGGACUGCAAGGCCACGGCGAUGGACUCGGACUUCUUCAACAGUUACAGUAUCACGGCCUGCCGAAUCGACUGUGAGACCAGAUACCUGGUGGAGAACUGCAACUGUAGGAUGGUCCAUAUGCCUGGAGAUGCCCCAUACUGCACCCCGGAGCAGUACAAGGAGUGUGCAGAUCCUGCCUUGGACUUUCUUGUAGAGAGAGACAAUGAUUACUGUGUGUGCGAGACGCCAUGCAACAUGACGCGCUACGGUAAAGAGAUGUCUUUUGUCAAGAUACCCAGUAAAGCAUCUGCCAAGUACCUUGCAAAGAAAUUCAACAAGACAGAGCAGUACAUAGCUGAUAACAUUUUGGUUCUGGAUAUCUACUUUGAAGCCCUGAACUACGAAACCAUUGAGCAAAAGAAAGCCUACGAAUUGGCAGGCCUUCUGGGUGAUAUUGGAGGUCAGAUGGGUCUUUUCAUUGGAGCCAGCAUCCUCACCAUUCUCGAACUCUUUGACUAUCUAUAUGAGGUGAUCAAAUACAAGCUGUGCCGAUGCGUGAAGAAGAAACACAAAGGCCGCAACAACAACGACCGGGGAGCUGUGCUGAGCCUGGAUGAUGUGAAACGCCAUGCUCCUUGUGAGAACCUGCGUACACCAUCGUCAUAUCCUGGCAACAUGCUACCUCAUCACCCAGGCCAGGGUAACUUUGAAGACUUCACUUGCUGAGCAGACCUGGGUGAAGCAUCAAAGUGGGUGUUAUGCAACCAAAGCCAACCAUACAACAAGACUAUCCGGCAUGGUAGUGCGAGGAACUGAUAAAGAGUCAGGAUGGAGGCAUUUAUUUUCAUGGAAACGGAGAAAAACGAGCAAAUCAGAUACGACAAAGAACUUUCACCCGAGUAAAUCCCAAACAUAAAAAUAUCUCUGUCAAAUUUUUGGAGAACAUUUCAUGCAGCACUCUAAACUCUCUGUUUUCCUCUGGAAUACUGCCGCAAAGGAUGCUCAUGGAGAAACCUUGCCAACACGGACCUCUCUUUCAAAAGACAAAAAAAUAAGUUAAAAAAAUAAUGGAAAAUGUACAGUUACGUCAUCAUAGACAGCCGAUCAGAAAAAAAGCCCCAUGCCUUUAUAUAACACGAUGGUUUCACAGAACACCGGCCUGCUAGAGGGACAAAUAUUCAUAUUGCUUACUCCACUGUACAUGUAGCAACAUCUGUAAUCGUUGCAGCGCUCCAUAAAACAACAGUUGGACUCUGUGUAGUUUGUACGAGAAUGUAUCUAUGUUCACAAUGAGUGUAGUCGGGCUGUGCAAGAAGCUUUCGGGGGGGUUGACAGCUUGUGGUUGUCAUGGUGGCGGAGGUGGUCAUAGAGGUGCAUCAUCUACCAUUUAAAAUGUACUGGUGAAGAUUUCAGGUCUCAU